Messenger RNA from Lactuca saligna, 588 nucleotides. Lineage: Eukaryota; Viridiplantae; Streptophyta; Magnoliopsida; Asterales; Asteraceae. The record is from the annotation of a GenBank genome assembly.
AUGGAAAAAUAUCCCCAAAUUGAGAGAUCGUCUGAUACUUUGGAUAUAAAAGCCUUGGGUCCCAACACCUUUGGGCUCAUAAAGCAAUCAAGAAAAGCUUCCAUAGUCGCUUAUCAAGGAUUGAAGGAGUUGUUUAAGUUCCGAAAGUUUGCUGAAGUUGAAAACACUCCUACUCCUAGAUUCAUUAAUGCUGAGGUUGUCGAGGAACAUAUGUUUCCUAAACCAAAAUUUCAAUUUGCCUCUGAAGAGUUUGAAGUUUUUGAUGUUGAAGAAGAAGAGGAUCAAGAAAAGGAAUUUUCAGAGAAUGAAUUUGAAAAUUUUAUUCCACAAAGUAUUUCAUUCAUAGAAGAGGAUGUUGUUGGCACUCCUCCUUUUGUGUAUAAGAGAGAAAAUGAUACAUUGGUACAAUCUUCCUCACCAACCCCUAAACAAAUGGAUGUACCUAUUGUAGAACUUCAAAGAACUACGAGGAAGCCUCCCCAAACAGCUCUAGUUGAUAUUGAACCUCCAUCUAGAAGUGAUCUAGAAGACAUCUCCGAUGCCCUACCGCAAGAGAUUAGCAAUGUACACCCAGUCUUCCACGUGUAA